AUGGUGGUGAGGAUUCGGCUCUCGCGGUUCGGAUGCAAGAACAAGCCCUUCUAUCGAGUCAUGGCCGCUGAUAGCAGAUCUCCCAGAGAUGGCAAACACCUCGAAGUUCUCGGUUACUACAAUCCCUUACCAGGUCAAGAUGGUGGCAAGAGGAUAGGUCUCAAUUUCGAAAGGGUGAAGUAUUGGCUUUCUGUUGGAGCUCAGCCUUCAGAGCCUGUGGAGCGGCUUCUAUUCAGAGCUGGGGUACUGCCCCCACCGCCUAUGGUGGCAAUGGGGCGGAAAGGUGGACUGCGUGACACUCGCCCUGUUGAUGCUCUUACUGGACGCGUGCUAAGGCAAGAGAAUCCGGCUAAUGAUAAGAACAAUGACCAUGGACAUGAGACUCCUGAAAAUCCUUGUUAG
Molecule: messenger RNA, 402 nt
Organism: Sphenostylis stenocarpa
Lineage: Eukaryota; Viridiplantae; Streptophyta; Magnoliopsida; Fabales; Fabaceae
Source: the annotation of a GenBank genome assembly